CCCUCUUGACCCAAGGUUUCCAGUUUUAAGCUGUGAUUUACAUUCCACGAUUCAACUCCCAACACAGACACACGCUGCAGGAAGAAGAAAUGUGUUUUCUGAUUAAACAUCCAGUUCUUUGGAUAGCAUCCUUGACUUUUAUAUUUGACCCAAACACUGCAGGAAGACAACCUGAGGAAGAGCAGAAGGAGAAAAACAAUGAUGCUUCCAGCCAAAGCUAUUUGGCAGAUUUUUUACAUAUGCUUUCAACUGAUAACUUCACCGAACAACACUGGAACCAAUCUAGAGAAAUUAUCAGGAUGUUGCUGGAAAGAACUAUGUGUCCACAAGGGAUUUAUGCACUGCAAGAAGACUGUAAUCUGUGCCUUCAGUCAGAUGAUUUCCUAUUAAUUGCUGGCGGAGGCUUAGAAUACCACCUUAGUGAAGAAGUGUUCCAGAAAAUUUCCCUUAUUCUUCUGUAUUAUAUUACUCAUCACCAAGACACCUGCUCUUCCAAGCUCAAUCUGAGUCACUGGGAUUAUACAUUUUAUCUUAACAAUACGCUCAGUUUCAGAAGCAAUGAGGACUCCUACUAUUUUUCAAGGAAUGAAACUGAAGAUGCGCUGGAUGCAAUAAGAAAACAUUUUAAAAUCUCUUCAAAUCAGGUACACUUUUUAGGGAAUGAAGCUGGUAUACUGAACGGCAGUGGAGCCGAUGCUAAUUCACUUCCUGGCCUGGCUGCUGCCAUUCUUACAUAUGUUCUGCAAGGAACCUGCCUGGGUAAAUCACAUUUACCUUUACCAGAAUUCUUCAUGAAAUAUAUUUUCAGAUCUCUAAACAGCACUAGUGAACUCCCUGUAACAGCAAUAGACCAGCUUAUGAACAUGCUAAGGGCUGGAAAGAAUUGCAGCUCAAAUGGACAAACAUACCUCGAAAGAACAGCAACAGAUGGUGAACAUCAAAAUAUUCCAGUUGUAACCAAGCCAGAUAAUGGGAAAAUAAUAAUCAGUUAUCAAGAAGAUAAUGAAAACACUGUUAAAUGGGAGCAGGCUUGUUUCACUGAAAAUGAGCUGGUGAAAAUAUUUUUCCACAACAAUCAUCAAUCAAUUUCUAAGGAGCAUUUAAAGAAAAUAAGCCCAGCAAUAAUUCAGCAGUUGUUAAGUUGCUCUUGCAACCUUAUGGAGUACAAACAAACAAGACCUCCACCAACACCUUUGGAAAAAUAUGGAUACAGCACCACAGCAGUCUUGCUCAUUACCUUUGGAUCAAUGUUUGGCACAGCUCUCAUUCUAUUCAAUUCCUGUCAAGAAAGCUAUACUCUUGUUUUACAGCUUUUUGUGGGUUUAGCAGUAGGAACCCUCUCUGGAGAUGCUCUGCUACAUCUUAUUCCACAGAUUCUUGGUUUACAACACGAAGCACAAGAGACUGAACAUUUCUAUGAAGGCAAAGAACAUGUCUGGAAGAUGCUGGCUUUGAUUGGAGGAAUUUAUGGAUUUUUUCUGAUUGAAAAGGGAUUUGUUCUUUUGGUGCCACCACAUGACCAUCAGGGCCCUUCAUUAGUUAAUGGGCACUCGGGGCCUUCCCAUGACCUUCCAGUGAAAUCUGAAUCAAACAACAAUUCAAGCAGAGGCAAAUCUGCUUCAACCACGCAGUUGAAAGGGUGGUGAAGUCCAAUCCCCAAGCUGCCGUAUAUAGGGAGGCAAAGCCAGGGUGGAAGCCAAAUAAUGUCAGCUG
This is a messenger RNA of Sphaerodactylus townsendi, 1713 nucleotides long. RefSeq names its product zinc transporter ZIP12-like. Gene Ontology annotation, molecular function: zinc ion transmembrane transporter activity. Gene Ontology annotation, biological process: intracellular zinc ion homeostasis; zinc ion import across plasma membrane. Gene Ontology annotation, cellular component: membrane. The record is from RefSeq and is a predicted model, not a curated record. Lineage: Eukaryota; Metazoa; Chordata; Lepidosauria; Squamata; Sphaerodactylidae.